This is a messenger RNA of Elgaria multicarinata webbii, 1701 nucleotides long. RefSeq names its product ELOVL fatty acid elongase 7 (gene ELOVL7). Gene Ontology annotation, cellular component: endoplasmic reticulum membrane. The record is from RefSeq and is a predicted model, not a curated record. Gene Ontology annotation, molecular function: fatty acid elongase activity. The transcript is spliced from 8 exons. Lineage: Eukaryota; Metazoa; Chordata; Lepidosauria; Squamata; Anguidae. Gene Ontology annotation, biological process: fatty acid elongation, saturated fatty acid; fatty acid elongation, monounsaturated fatty acid; sphingolipid biosynthetic process. Bases 108 to 950 code for a protein of 280 amino acids.
UUUCCACGCGCACUCGCUCGCCGGCUGGCCAGCUGCAGCGGCUCCCAGGGCCGUGAGAAGAAGCGCGCUUUCACUGGCUAAGGAGGAGUCCUAAAUCCCGCUUGAAAAUGGCUCUUAAUCUGACACUGAAGGCAGCAUCGCUUUAUGAUGAAUGGAUUAAAAAUGCUGAUCCACGACUCGAUGGCUAUCCUCUCAUGUCUUCGCCUUUUCCACAGACGCUUAUUAUUGGAGCUUAUAUGUAUUUUGUCACUAAUCUGGGACCAAAGUUCAUGGAAAACAGAAAACCUUUUGCUUUGAGACAAACAAUGGUUUUUUACAACUUUAGUGUAGUGGCUCUUUCACUUUAUAUGACGUAUGAAUUCUUCAUGUCUGGCUGGGCUACAGGCUAUUCAUAUCGCUGUGACGUCGUUGAUUACUCUAUGUCCCCUAUGGCUCUAAGGAUGGUUCGUACCUGUUGGCUGUAUUAUUUUUCCAAAUUUAUUGAAUUGCUAGACACUGUCUUCUUCAUCCUCCGAAAGAAGAAUGAACAAGUUACAUUCCUGCAUGUCUUUCACCACACAAUUAUGCCUUAUACCUGGUGGUUUGGAGUCAAAUUUGCUGCAGGUGGUUUAGGAACAUUCCAUGGUUUGUUGAACUGCAUUGUGCACGUGAUCAUGUAUACGUAUUAUGGACUCUGUUCACUGGGACCAGCCUAUUAUAAGUACUUGUGGUGGAAAAAACAUCUGACAACUGUACAACUGAUCCAGUUUGUUAUAGUUACGGUCCAUAUAGGACAAAUUUACUUCAUGGAUGAUUGCCAGUAUCAGUAUCCAAUUUUCAUGCAUAUCAUCUGGCUAUAUGGCUUUUUGUUUUUACUCCUGUUUCUUCAUUUUUGGUAUCUUGCUUACACUAAAGGCCAAAGACUUCCGAAGCAUAUGAAAAAUGGCAUUAUCAAAAACAAAGCUGAAUGAAGCCACAAACAUGAAUGAAUUUUUCCCCCAACUUGCACUACUUGACAAUCAAUAUGCUUAAGGUGUACAGCAUAGUGGAUGUUUUGUAUAUGGUUUUCUUAAAAAAAAAAAAACACACAACCAACCUUGUAUUUUUAUUAUAAAUUAUUUGGUAUUUAAUCUUGAUAUGGGCGGAGGAAGGUAAAGCUACUGAUUAAAAUACACCAGCCUGCAGUUUUUAGCCAAAGUGUCCAUAUUACAAUUUUUCCCUAUGUAUCAAAGAAAUUAAUACUUUGUGGCACUCUUCGAGAUGUACACAAAUAUUUAUAUGGAAAUGAAGUGUGCUUGAUAAGUAUACAAACGUACUUUGAACACUGACAAAGAUACAUUUGUUUUAACUCAUGUAACAAUUUAAUAAGUCUGUAGGCUGCUUUUAACUAGCGAUGGACAAACUUACCCUGAGUGAAUUCAUUAUUUCCUUUGAAUAUAAUGACCUCACCCAUGUAAGGUCUCCUCUGAGAGUUCUCCCACAUAAAUGAGCUUUUGUGCAUGCACAGUGCCAAAAUGCAUCUUGGGAGAUGUAGUUUGGAAAUGCCUCAUGAUGUCAUGUGUCACCAGCUUAUGUACCCUCUGGUUGUUUGUUUUCAUGUGGCCUCUCACUGAAACACUCCACCCACCAGCAGCAUAUUUAUUCACUGAACAAAAUAAAAGUACUGUACAAAUAACAAUGACUCAAAUCCAAAUGGAUGAGAAGAGAGAUCACAAUAAGCAA